AUAGGCCUUGAAUACCAUCGUCCGCUUCUUGUCUGCGUUGGUACUGCGUACGCGCUUGAGGUCGUACAGACAAAGCGCAGUUGAUCGGUUAGAACGGCAACGAGAGGAGAAACGCACAACAGCGUGUGAGAGGAUACAUAGCUGGUGGCGGCGGUGUGUGAGCAGUGGACAAUUAAGCAGGAGUAGGGAGAGGCGUGCGCAGGAGGUUCAGAACGCACUGUAUCAGAGGAAAAAGGAAGCGAAAAUGGAAAGGGAACGAGAACGGGAGAUAAAAAGGAGAAACCGAACGAAAAAUAGUAUAUUGGGAAGCCCUUCUGGGCAAUAUCGGGAAACGUCGAGUGUGAGUCAACUUGCGGCGAACAGAGUGCGAUUCAGUACUUCCGAGAAGGCAACCACACACACACAACAAACACACGGAACCACACACACCAAUACAGCGGAGAGCCAACAUACAUACACCCACACACAAAGGCGUGCGCACACGCAAUCACACACACGCCAACACAAGGACGGCAAGAGUAACGCACACACGGGUGUACUCAGCUAUCGUCGAGGGCCGAGUCGAGACGAGACUGUGGCACGUGUACAGGCCAUGUGGCGUGGUGUCUACUAUCGGAAAGGAAUGGGAGUGCCACACACACAGCUGUUGGCACGUGUACGCGCUUCCCAGGUGGAUGCCACACAGCACCCGUCGAAGACACUCAAGAACAUCACCGAUAGAGCUGUGGGGCAUCUCAGGAAGGGAGGAUCGUCAGAGAAAAGACUGGCAAAUCUCAUCAAGGCCUGCCAACAUCUAGAAAUGAGUACCGCACUUUCCCAAGCAUGCAGAGUACAGCUCGCAGAAAAUGGUGGUCUGCAGUCAAUGGUGCGGUUUAUGAAGGGAUGUGGUAGAACCAAGAGUCAACAAAAGGCGCUGUUGCUAGUGUUGAUACUGAUCAAUAAGUUAGCGGAAAACAGCGAUGCAGGU
Messenger RNA from Sphaeroforma arctica JP610, 967 nucleotides. RefSeq lists its product as hypothetical. The transcript is spliced from 2 exons. Lineage: Eukaryota; Ichthyosporea; Ichthyophonida. The annotation marks the transcript as partial. The record is from RefSeq and is a predicted model, not a curated record.